Messenger RNA from Parathielavia appendiculata, 1338 nucleotides. Its product is annotated as DNA-binding domain of Mlu1-box binding protein MBP1. Gene Ontology annotation, biological process: meiotic attachment of telomere to nuclear envelope; mitotic telomere tethering at nuclear periphery. Bases 1 to 1338 code for a protein of 445 amino acids. The record is from RefSeq and is a predicted model, not a curated record. Gene Ontology annotation, cellular component: nuclear membrane complex Bqt3-Bqt4. Gene Ontology annotation, molecular function: DNA binding. NCBI's taxonomy places the organism in Eukaryota, Fungi, Ascomycota, Sordariomycetes, Sordariales, Chaetomiaceae. The transcript has 3 exons.
AUGUCACCGAACAGACGUCUUCCUGAACGGCACAACCCUCUGUUACUCGAGGAUGUGCCGCCUCACAGCGAACUGGUCAGUCGUCGCCGGCUCGGCCAAACCCAGCUGACGGCGCGCAUGGUCGCCGCAGUCGCCGGUGGAGAAGUAGACAAGUCGACGCUCGGCGCGUUUGAUUACGCGCACCUGCGGGCUCCGCUGCCCAAGGGCAUCGUGUCGGGCAUCUUCAAGUCGUCCCCCCCGAGCUACUUCCUCAUGCGGCGCAGCCAGGACGGCUUCGUUUCUGCCACCGGCAUGUUCAAGGCUACGUUCCCCUAUGCGACGCAAGAGGAGGAGAACGCGGAGCGGCUGUACAUCAAGUCGCUCCCGACAACAAGCCCUGACGAGACCGCCGGGAACGUGUGGAUUCCGCCCGAGCAGGCUUUAACUCUGGCCGAGGAGUACAACAUCUUGCCCUGGAUCCAAGCGCUUCUUGAUCCCGCCGAUAUCGCUGCCACCGCCGGCGCAGACAGCGGCCCGCCCAAGAAAAUCACCGCGCCGCCCAAGUUUUUCUCUGGCCAACCGACGCUUGUCCCCCCGGCUCCCACUUCUACGCGCGCCUCCCGCAGUCGCCGCUCCGCUAGCCCGGCCAAGUCAACAACCAGCAAACGCCCCAUUGCCAGCCCCCGGAAGCGGAGGGUUGCCUCUUCGCAGUCGUCAAUUGCCACCGACAGUCUCCCGCCGAGUACUGGAGAUUCGGUUUCUCCCACCCUCGUCAACGGAGAGUUGUCAUUCCAGUCUCAACUCUCGGCCGUGUCCAAGAUUGCCAAGAUUGCCAAGGUAGAAGAGACCACCGAGGCUGACCUAAAGAUUGAAUCCAUCGAGAGGGAGCCAGCCGUUGUUCUCCAGCCGGUAGAAGAAGAGCCCAAAAUCAAGGUUCACGUCGAUCAGGAUGUUAAAGUUGACGCGGAGGGCGAUGAGGUCCAGCACACCAAGGUCGAGGUCGAAGUUCCCCUCCUCAAUGGCGAGCUCCCUUCGGCUGAUGAUGCAGCAAAGAUGGUCGCCGAGGCCAAGGCCAUGGUUGAAGCUGCAGUCAAGGCCAACAACGAGGUCGUCGGUUCUGCUUCGGGCAGCGGCAAAGGCAAGCGGAAAGCUGACGAUAUCGCUCAAGACGAAGAGGGCGAGGAGAAGGAUGAGAGCGCUGUGGAGUCGCCCAAGGCGAAGAAGGUCAAGACAGAGGCCGAGCUACGCAAGGAGAAGAUCCGUAAAAGAGCUUUCUUUGGCCUCACUGCUACAGUUGCUGUGGGUGCUUUUGGUGCCCUCCUCCCGGUGAUUGCGCCAUACGUCACAAAUGCCCUAUAG